AUGCAGGUCGCCAAUAUUGUGGCGCCGCUGUUGUUUGUGUUGUACCUUCUGCCAUCGGGGGGUGUGUUAAUGAGUUCCUCCAGCAUGCCAAUCAUUUGGCGCUGGAUCGAGUACAUUUCGUUUGUACGCUACGGCUUUGCGGCACUUGUGAUCAAUGAGUUCCACGGGUUGCGAUUCGACUGCCCCCCGGAUGCGCCGAUGUGUGUGGAGGAUGGGCUGAGGUACGCAGAGUCGCAGGGUUUUUUCGCAGAUGACUUGUGGAAGUACAUCGGGGCCAGUGCUGGGAGUAUGGGCAUCUAUCUGCUGGCGGGCUACGUUGCCCUCGUUGCGUUGCGAACGCGAGAGACGAAGUAA
Molecule: messenger RNA, 354 nt
Organism: Trypanosoma grayi
Lineage: Eukaryota; Euglenozoa; Kinetoplastea; Trypanosomatida; Trypanosomatidae
Product: ATP-binding cassette protein
Exons: 1
Coding region: 1-354 (117 amino acids)
Cellular component (GO): membrane
Molecular function (GO): ABC-type transporter activity
Source: RefSeq, a predicted model, not a curated record